AUUAUACUUCCUCGGCUUUAGAUUACACCACUAAGGAGUUGCAUCACAUGAACUUUAUUAAAUAUACACACUAAGAGCAUAUUUAAACAUAUGUUCGUUCAUUUUUCACUAAAUUCUUCGUUAUGACAUAGGGGCACCUUUUACAAAUCACGAAUAAGUUUAAAACAGAAGCAUGAAUUGAGAGACAUUCUAUCACACAAACCUCUUACUCAACGAACAGAAUUAAACUUUCAGAUAUUAAAAAAUGGCGGUUGUAUCGUUACACAUUGGGCAAGCUGGGGUGCAGCUGGGCAACGUUUGUUGGUCACAGUACGGGCUGGAGCACAGCGUCACUGAAGCCGGUGAGAUAGAGUUGAAGGAUAACCCAAGUACCAUGACCAUCCGGAGUGGUGAGGACCUCAGCGGGACGACAAUCAAAAGCAGGGCCUAUGACUUCGGGGAUAACCAAGACAACGAUCAGUACAAAGGAAUGGAGGGACUCCAGGUCUUUUACCAAGAACUGUCGAAUGGACGUUGGACGCCGAGGGCCAUCUUUGUGGACCUGGAGUCGACCGUAAUAGAUGAAGUGAAGAACGGCAGUGCAAAGGGACUGUUUUCGCCUCACAACCUAGUGACCGGAAUAGAAGAUGCGGCCAACAACUACGCGAGAGGCUUCUGCUCCGCCGGUAAGUCGGUUCACCCCAUCGUGGAGGACAGCUUGAGGGCCAUGGUGGAGGUGUGCGACAAGAUCCAAGGGUUCAUGAUGACACAUUCGACCGGAGGUGGCACGGGGUCAGGCUACCACGCACUGAUAUCCGAGUACGUCAACGAAGAAUUCACCAAGAACCCUAUUAUAGGAAUCGAAAUAUUCCCAUCUCCUAAGAUGUCGACUGCAGUUGUGGAACCUUACAACACUCUCCUCAACAAACACGCCACAUUGGACAAAAUCGGCUGCGUUUUCCUAUGCGACAAUGAGGCGAUGUACAACAUCUGCCAAAACAAGCUGGGCGUCGAUUCCCCCAAUUACCAGAACUUGAACAGGCUCCUCUCCACCACCAUCAGCUCCGUGACUUCCAGCCUCCGCUUCAAGGGAUCCCUCAACGCCGACUUCGUCGACUUCCAGACUAAUCUUGUCCCUUUUCCGAAAAUACACUUCCCCGUCAUCACGUACGCACCGAUCGUCAACUCCAGAAAGAUCUCCCAUGAAAGCCUGUCUAUAUUAGACCUCACCUACCAAGUAUUCCAUCCACAGUCUCGGCUUUCUACAUGCGAUGACGAUGGUCGCUACAUCGCCUGCUGUCUUCUCUAUAGGGGAGAUGUGACGCCCAAGGACGUCAACCAUGCCAUUGCUAUGGUCAAGGAUAAGAAAUUCGCCAAAUUUGUUGAUUGGAGUCCGACCGGCUUCAAGGUUGGAAUCAACCAUAAAACAGCAGAAUCCCACCAAGAUGGGAGCAUCGCUGCUCCGAAGAAGACUGUGUGUAUGUUGGCCAAUACGACCGCAGUCACCAAGGCUUUACAUUCUUUGAAUAACAAGUACGAUAUGAUGCUGAAGAGAAGAGCGUUCGUUCAUUGGUACACUGGCGAAGGUAUGAUGGAAGAAGAAUUCCACGAAGCACAGGCAGAUCUUCUUACCCUUGAAACUGAUUAUCAUUGUCUGUUGUGAGGUUUGUGUCAGAGAAAAUUUGAAAUUGAGCUUCAAAAAGGUGAUUGUAGGAAAUUUUAGUGUAUUCAAUAAAACUAAUUAAAAACUGCC
Molecule: messenger RNA, 1732 nt
Organism: Nezara viridula (southern green stink bug)
Lineage: Eukaryota; Metazoa; Arthropoda; Insecta; Hemiptera; Pentatomidae
Source: the annotation of a GenBank genome assembly